Messenger RNA from Columba livia (rock pigeon), 2614 nucleotides. RefSeq names its product solute carrier family 22 member 7 (gene SLC22A7). Gene Ontology annotation, biological process: transmembrane transport. The transcript is spliced from 10 exons. Lineage: Eukaryota; Metazoa; Chordata; Aves; Columbiformes; Columbidae. Bases 558 to 2186 code for a protein of 542 amino acids. Gene Ontology annotation, cellular component: membrane. Gene Ontology annotation, molecular function: transmembrane transporter activity. The record is from RefSeq and is a predicted model, not a curated record.
AGGUCAUAGCUUGACAUAAACCUUAUUAAAAACAACUGAACUGAUGCGCAGCAACCAGGCUGUGGUAUCCCUUGGAAUCCCUGCACUGGGUCACAGCCACACUCCUGGGGGCCUGUUUCAGGAUCCAACUGGGCUGGCUGGUGAUCAGCUCACACUAGACGGAGUUUGUUGCAGCACCUGAGAUGCUAUAUGGGACUACAAAGCUAGAAAAAACAGUGCUUUCACACAGCACUCUUCGCACAGCCUCCUUUCCUCAUAUGGAUCUCUAUCAAAAACUAAAACAGGAGGAAAGGACUCUCAAAAGGGAAGGUACCUUGUACUGGGUCCACUUGAAAUGGAUGUGUUGCGUGUGCACCAGAAAAUUUCUUUGGCUUUACGCCAAAUAGAGAGUUUCACUGUGACUUUUGACAAUCUUUCAGCAAAGUCUCAAAGUCCAACAAAGUGGUUGUAUGAAAAGUCAUGGGAAGUUGAGCUUCAAGGACAAAGACCACUUUUCAAGCUCAUGUUGCUGAUCCUUUGUGCAUAGCUGCUCUGAAUGUUCAAACUCUACAGAAAAGAUGAAAUUUGAAGAUCUCUUGUUGGAAACGGGUGGAUUUGGGAGAUUCCAGAUUUUAAUUUUGUCUAUCCUCUGCCUCCCAAGAAUCAACCUUCCCAUGCAUUUCUUGCUUCACAAUUUUCUUGCAGCUACCCCCUCUCAUCACUGUGCAAUUCCACACCAAGAAGCAUUUGUGAACCUCACCAUGGAGGAAGUUCUGCUCAUCAGCAUCCCCCAGGAGCCUGACGGCACUUUCAGGUCCUGUGAGAUGUUCUUACAGCCUCAGUUCCACUUGCUGUUCAAUUCUUCUCUGCAACCAGAAAACAACUCCAUUAUCCAGCACUGCAAGCAUGGAUGGGUCUAUGACCACUCGCAGUUCACCUCCACCAUCUCCACACAGUGGGACCUUGUGUGCGAGCGGCGUGGACUUAACCAGGCAACGGCAACUUUCUUCUUCAUUGGCGUCACGAUAGGGGCUGUGAUAUUCGGAUACCUCUCAGACAGGUUUGGACGGAAAGCCAUGCUUCUGCUCUCGCUUCUGUGUUCUGCCGUAUUUGGGACGCUGAGUGCUGCCUCCGUCUCCUACAGCAUGCUGGCCAUCACAAGGACCCUCACCGGGGUGGCUCUGAGCGGUGUCUCUCUUAUUGUAUUGCCUUUGGGGAUGGAGUGGGUGGACACACAGCACCGCACCUUCUCUGGGAUCCUGACUAGCACCUUCUGGAGCAUUGGGAACAUGCUGCUGGCCAUGGUGGCAUACUUGGUGCGAGAAUGGCACUGGUUAUUACUAGCCGUAACAGGACCCUGUCUUCUGAGCUUUGUCUGCCUAUGGUGGGUCCCUGAGUCUGCCCGGUGGCUAAUUGCCAACAGCAAAGUGAAACAAGCUCAUAGGCAUCUGCUUAGAUGUGCAAGAAUGAAUGGAAGGAAAGACUUCACUAUCUCACCCGAGGCCCUCAGAAAGAUGGCAACAGACAAAAAUCCAGGAGAGAGUUACUCCUACAUCAGCUUGUUCAGGACACCAGUUCUGCGGAAGAUCUCUCUGUGUUCUGGGUCUGUCUGGUUUGGUGUUGCCUUCUCUUAUUAUGGCAUGAGCAUGAACCUAACCGGCUUUGGGCUCAACAUGUAUCUCUCCCAGUUUGUCUUUGGCAUCAUUGAGAUUCCAGCUAAGAUGAUGAUGUAUGUGCUGGUGAACAGAGUUGGACGACGGCAGAGUCAGGCGUGGACACUCAUCCUGACCGGACUAUGCAUAGGAGCCAACAUCAUCAUUCCCAAGUCCUUCACCUCCUUGCGCUCUGUAAUAGCCAUUAUGGGCAAAGGUUUAUCAGAAGCUGCAUUCACUGUUGUCUUCUUGUACACCUCUGAGCUCUACCCCACCGUCCUGAGGCAGAAUGGGAUGGGGUACACCUGCUUCAUGGCACGCAUUGGCGGGGCUUUGGCCCCCCUCAUGUUUCUGCUGGAUGAGGUAUGGAGAUCUCUGCCCGAGGUGACGUACUGUGGUGUAGCAGUGUUCUGUGGGUCAGUGGCCUUCCUGCUCCCGGAGACACUCAACAAGUGCCUGCCCGAGGGCAUCGAGGACAUCGAGAAAACACAAGAGAAAGGGCUUCCACAAAUCAGCGAUCCUGAGGGCAUGCCGCUACAGUCUCUGCUGAAGUGAGGGGACUCCGUGGGACAGCCACUGUGUAGGACUGCAAAACUAAGCUGUGCUCUGACCUGCCAAUAAAUGAACCUUUAGUGUUUUCCCAGUAUCUCUCUGCAGGGAAGUAGGGCUGAGGACGCUGGAGGAAGGAGGCAGAUUACAAAACCAGCUGGAAUGAGGUAACCCCAUGUUGUAGCAUGGCCAGGAACAAGAAUGCACAGGUCUAACAGGGUAUGGAAAUAAAGGCACCCUGGGCUAAGCUCUUGCAAUCUUUGACCUUGUUGGACUAGCAGCACCUUUCAGAUCACUACACAGCUUUCCAGAAACUAUAAUCCAUUGGUUUACAUGCCACAAGAAAUGCAAUGCAGAAAUAAAAAAUACCAAGUGUGAAUCACACAAAACCAAAUAAUCUCAAAUAAAUCUAACUGCAUGGUGGAUAAAACAUA